AUGGCAGGGGGAAGUUUGAAUAUGAAGACACUGGAAGACCUGACUCUGGAUUCCGGCUACGGGGCAGGGGACUCCUACAAGUCCCUGAGCCUCUCCUCCUCCUCCAAGUACAACUCUCAGGCUUUGGCGAGCGCUCCGCAGCGAAGCAACUGGUGGUACAACUCGGGCUCCAUGAACAGCAGGAACGGCAGCUGGGACACGGUGAACACCCCGUUGCCCGAAGACGCAGAAGACAUUUUCUCCAAGUGUCCCCGCUUGCCUGACCUGGAGGAGUUCCCCUGGACGGACGAAGAAGUGGGCAGGAUCCUGAAGAAGGUGGCCGGCAACUGCUCGUCGUUCUCCGCGGAGUCCGUGCGCAGACUGUCCUCUCUCUUACGGAGGGCACUCAUACGGAUAGCGAGGGAAGCCCAGCGCCUCAGCGUUAUACACUGUCGGUGCACACGCUUCGAAAUGCACAGCGCUAUCCGGCUGAUACUCAGUUGGGAGUUGUCCAAAGCCUGCAUCGCGGCCACUGUCAAAGCCAUCUCCCUCUACAGCAUGAGCGCCGACGACUGGCUGAGGAGGGGCAAGUCCGCCCGCUGCGGACUGCAAUUCUCUGUGGGACGCUUUUAUCGCUGGAUGGUGGACACACGCAUAUCGGUGCGCAUCCAUGAGCACGGAGCCAUAUGCCUGGCUGCCUGCAUGGAGAACCUGGUCGAAGAGGUGGCUGUGCGGGUGCUGAUGGCCGAGCACCAGAAGAGCACGGACUGCGGGCUGCCCAGCAUCUCGGUGACAGCCAAGGCGCUGGAGGGCGUCGUGAGAAACGACCCUGAACUUUGGGGUGUCCUGCAAAACUACGAGCAUCUCGUAUGUGGGAAGAGCGCCAGUGGUGUGCUGUCACUCCCUGCCCACUUCAGCCCGUACGCAGAGGCGCAGCUCGCUGGCCCUGAGGGCCAGGAGGAUGCCCGUGCCCAUCUGGAGGUGCACACCCUGGAACAGGCCCUGCUCGCCACAUGUGUGGGCAGCAUUUCCGAGCUCAGUGACCUGGUGUCUCGAGCCAUGCACCACAUGCAACGCCUGAGCCCUGGCGGCUCCAGCUUCAGCCCAGGCUGCCACACCCAGCAGCAGCCGGUCUCUUGGUCUCCAGAUGCCCUGCACACCCUCUACUACUUUCUGCGCUGCCCACAGAUGGAGUCCAUGGAGAACCCCAACCUGGAGCCACCUCGAAUGGUCCUGAACAGGGAGAGGCCCUUCUUGCUGCUCCCCCCCCUGAUGGAGUGGAUGCGAGUGGCCAUCGUUCACACAGAACACCGUCGCAGCCAAUUGGUGGACAGUGAUGAUGUGCGGCAGGCGGCCCGGCUGCUCCUCCCAGGCCUGGACUGUGAGCCAAGACAGCUAAAGCCGGACUGCUGCAUCACCUCCUUCAGGCGUCUGGACGCCAAAGCCGCCACGGAGAAGUUCCAGCUGGAUCUCGGCUUCCGCAUGCUGGCCAGCGGCCGCACGGAUCUCAUUAGCCAGGCCAUCAAGCUGCUGGGGCGCAAGGGGGUUGACGCCAUGGAUGACCAGGGCAUGACUCCCUUGAUGUAUGCCUGCUUAACGGGGGACGAGGCCUUGGUUCAGAUGCUUAUUGACGCAGGAGCAAACGUAGACUUGGCGGUUCCUGGUUGCUCUCCAGAGCACCCAUCAGUACACCCUGACUGCCGGCGAUGGACAGCUAUGACGUUUGCGGUUCUGCACAGCCACAUCUCUGUGGCGCAGCUCCUGUUGGAUGCUGGGGCUCACGUGGAGGGAACGCCGUUCCGGAACGGGCCGGAAAGCUCGGCAGAGACUCCCCUGCAGCUCGCCUCCGCGGCAGGGAACUAUGAGAUGGUGAGCCUGCUUCUGGCCCGUGGGGCCGACCCCCUGUUCCGGGCCCAGGGCAGCCAGAGCCUGCUGUCUCCCUUUAACGAGAACAUUAACUGCUUCAGUAAUGCCGCGGCUCAUGGACACCGGAACGUGCUGAGGAAGCUGCUAACCAGGCCUCAGGAGGUGGAGGCCGACAUCCUGUCCCUGGCGGAGAUCCUGGCCGAGGGAGUGGAGGGGGAGAAGGAUGCAGCAGCCGGCAAGAGGCCGGCGCGGCAAAAGGGCCCUGGUCCCACGGUCGCCGACGCAGAGAUUCCCAAACUGUGCAAGGCCCGCAUGAAGGCUCUCCAGGAAGCGGCCUACUUCAGCGCUGAGCACGGCUACCUGGAUGUCACCAUGGAGCUGCGCUCACUAGGUGUCCCCUGGAAGGGCCACGUGUGGCUGGAGUCCCUGCGCAGCGCCCAGCAGCAGUGCAGAUCUGAGGUCAUCCUCUCCCUGCUGAAGGACUUCACCAGCAUGAAGGAGGAGGACUACUCCAAGGAGCUGGUCAGCCUCAGCGUCCCACUGAUGUUCAGGAUUCUCAGAACCAGCAAGAAUGAGGCUCUGAACCAGCAGCUGGGUUCCAUCUUCAGUCAUUGUUAUGGUCCUGCUCCCCUGCCCAGUAUCCCAGAGUUAAAGGCCAGUCUUUCAUCACAACUAGACUUUCAUUUCUUGAACAACAAGGAGAUGUCAGACGUGACCUUCAUAGUGGAAGGGAAGCCAUUUUUUGCCCAUGGAGUCCUGCUGAUCACUGCCUCCGAAAGCUUUAAGUCCCUGCUGGGGUCUUCCAGGUUAGAUUCUUCUGGUUGCAGGGACAUUGAGAUCAGUGAUGUAAAGUAUGACAUCUUUUAUAUGAUGAUGAAAUACCUGUACAGUGGUGGCCGGGAGUCAGUCAUCAGCUCAAAUAUGUCUGACUUGCUAGAGCUACUGUCAGUGGCCAACUUAUUUCAGCUGGAGACAUUACAAAAACACUGUGAAAUCAUCUGUGCACAGAGAAUUGACCUUGAACAUGCUGUCAAUAUCUACAAUAGGGCCAAGGUUCACGGGGCUAAGGAGCUCAGCGCAUACUGCGAGUGCUACUUCCUACAGCACAUGGCAGAGCUGCUGGAGAGGGACUCCUUCCGCAAGCUGCUCCUAGGGUCCGGUGGCCGGCGGGGGGUCGCCUCCAAUUCCCUGCUGGCCAAGCUGGAGGCUGCCCUGGUGAAUAGAAUGCAGCAGCUCUAUGUGAAGUCCACGGUGUGAACUGGUGUGGCCGGUGGCUUUGUUCUCCAAUCACAUGUGAAAACCCCAUAACUGUCCUACAGCAAAGAAUCCAACUGCAGUGCAGUUGUUCCUGAUGAUUUAGAAACAUGCAGCAGGACACAUUAGGACAUGUACAUAGGAGAGUGCCAAUCUGAGACUCUGCUACCCUCUAGUGGUAUGUUUUUGUCAAGGACACAGAACCAUUAGUUGCCUACUUUUUACAAAAAAAAUUAAUAUUUAUUUAUAUGACCAAAGGUCUUCUCUUUGUGACUAGGUGUGUGUAAAUACUUGUGUAAAUAAUCCAGAAUGAUGUGGCCCAGUUGAAAUUUGCCAAACAGCUGAAAACUGCUUGAUUUUAUGUUUUUUAAAUUUUGAUUACAUUGUAUUUUUCAUGUAAGUUUUCCGGGGAGCUGGUCCUCAAAUGUAAUAUUCAGCAACAUUAAUUUGAAGACUUAAUUUUGAAGUGUGGCUGACACUACGAGCUCACAGCAACCUAUAAGUAGCUAAAAAUCUACUUAUAAAAAUUGCAUUCAUUUUCAUGUGGCCGAUGAACUGAUUGACAAUUUACAAGUAUUUUGUAUAUCUUUUAAAUUUUUUGUAAACAAAUGUAAUUUAUAUAUUAACUACUGCAAACUGUUUCUUUAGGGUUCUCUUUGUAGAGAAUGUUGGCAUGCUAAUUCUAAUAGCAUUGUAAAUUGACUACUACAGCAAGUACAAUUAUCUAAAAUAUCUUUUUUCCCUGUUGCAAGCCUUAUGUAAAUGUCCUCCAUUUAAAACGAUUUGUAUCUAAACACUGGCAAAUGUAUCAUCAAGUGAAACAUCAUGCUCUACAAUCUAUCAUAGUUGGAUCUGACUAUUUAUAUGUAGUUAGUCUUAUCUUCUGGCAUAUUGCCAAAUUGAACUUAUACUGUAAAGCAUGAAAAUACAUUCUCAGGAAAUAUUUUCUAUUUUUACAAUCUCUCUAUAUAAUUUGUUUAAUGUCAGAUGUUUGAUAAUAAUAUUGUUUUAUUUUCUCGAUUUCAUUCACUUAUGUACUGCAAUGAAAGGCCUCUGCUGUUUUGUGUUUAACACUGUGCUUCUUUGCAUCUGCAUCUGAAGGUGCUGGUGAAGCUGGUUGGACUUGUGACUAGAAAGUAACCAUUAUGGUUGGCUCUUUGGAAUAUACUUGCAAUUAAAGUAAUCUGUGCUUGCUGGGUAAAAAUAAAUAUUCUAGAAACAGGCAUUGGCUUUCAUUGCUGUUUUAUGUCCUCUCUUAUGAAAGCAAUGUUUCUGGGAGAGGCCAUGAAUAAAGUGUAAGCAUAUGCAAAUAAAAUUUCUUUACCUCA
This is a messenger RNA of Paramormyrops kingsleyae, 4427 nucleotides long. Its product is annotated as ankyrin repeat and BTB/POZ domain-containing protein 2-like. Lineage: Eukaryota; Metazoa; Chordata; Actinopteri; Osteoglossiformes; Mormyridae. Gene Ontology annotation, molecular function: protein heterodimerization activity. The record is from RefSeq and is a predicted model, not a curated record.